Cebus imitator (Panamanian white-faced capuchin) is the source of this 3227-nucleotide messenger RNA. RefSeq names its product zinc finger protein 483 (gene ZNF483). Bases 267 to 2477 code for a protein of 736 amino acids. The record is from RefSeq and is a predicted model, not a curated record. The transcript has 6 exons. NCBI's taxonomy places the organism in Eukaryota, Metazoa, Chordata, Mammalia, Primates, Cebidae. Gene Ontology annotation, molecular function: RNA polymerase II cis-regulatory region sequence-specific DNA binding; DNA-binding transcription factor activity, RNA polymerase II-specific. Gene Ontology annotation, biological process: regulation of DNA-templated transcription.
GUCUCUGCGCAGGCGCAGUGGUCCCCGCGGGCUUGCGCGCGCACUCGCUGCGGGAUAAGCUUCUGGAAGCUCAUUGCGGUGGCGUUGUUGCUGGUUGCGGAUGCAGGUGCAGUUUCUGCAGGACUGUAAACUGGAUUCCUGGAACCUUGAUAUUCCUGGCUGUGUAUAGUGCCUCUUGCUGGACUGUACUGAUACUCAACUAGAGUGUGAAGGGACUGGAUUCCUCCUCCUGAUACACAGUGCAAGCUGUAGUGCCCUUGAACAAGAUGACAGCCAUCUCACCAGACCCUCAAACUCUGGCCUCGACUGAACAAAAUGAGGUCCCAGGAAUGGUUACUUCUGGGGAGCAAGAAACUAUUUUAGGAGGAGAUGCUGCUGAUGCAGAGUGUUUCAGACAGAGGUUUAGGUGGUUUUCUUAUUCAGAAGUAGCCGGACCCAGGAAAGCUCUGAAUCAACUCUGGGAGCUCUGCACUCAGUGGUUGAGACCAGACAUUCACACGAAAGAACAGAUUUUAGAGCUUUUGGUGUUUGAGCAGUUCCUGACCAUUUUGCCUGGGGAGAUCAGGGUUUGGGUAAAGUCACAACAUCCUGAGAGUAGUGAGGAGGUGGUGACCCUAAUAGAAGAUUUGACACAGAUGCUUGAAGAAAAAGAAGAUCUCGUCUCUCAAGAUUCUGUUUCCCAAGAGGAGAAAUCAAAAGAGAAUAAAGUGGUCGCUAAUUGUCCCAAUACUGAGUCCUGUGAAUCUAUAACAUUGAAUGAUGUAGCUGUGAACUUUUCAAGAGGAGAAUGGAAGAAGCUGGAGCCUUUUCAAAAGGAGCUAUAUAAGGAAGUGCUACUGGAAAACUUCAGGAACCUAGAAUUUCUGGACUUUCCAGUUUCAAAAUUAGAGCUGAUUUCUCAGCUGAAGUGGGUUGAAUUGCCAUGGCUGCUGGAAAAAGAAGUCUCAAAAGGCUCCCACCCAGAUGAAUCAGCUUUAGAUAAAAUAAUAGAAAGAUGCCUCAGGGAUGAUGAUGAUGGCUUGAUGGAAGAAUUCCAGAAAUAUUAUGGCAUAUCAGAGGAGGAGCAUGGUAAUCAGGGAAAUUCAAAAGGAAAAGUCACACAAAAGAAAACUCGUGGGAAAGGCAAUAGGGGUGAGGAAUCUGACCCAGAUAAAAGGCCCUUUGGACAUAAUUUCAAAGAACCUUCAGACUUAAUGAAACAUCUGAGAGCCUACUUGAGGAAGAAAUCUCGGAAGUAUAAUGAAAGCAAGAAACCCUUCAGUUUUCAUUCAGACCUUGUUCUGAACCGCAAGGAGAAAACUGCUGGAGAAAAGUUGCGGAAAUGUAAUGACAGUGGGAAAGUGUUAAGUCACUCUUCAGCUCUUACUGAGCAUCAGAAACGUCAGAAGAUUCAUUUGGGGGAUAGGUCCCAAAAAUGCAGUAAGUGUGGGAUAAUCUUUAUUCGGAGGUCAACCCUUUCUAGGAGAAAAAUCCCUAUGUGUGAGAAAUGUCGGAAAGAUUCAUGUCAAGCAGCAGCCUUAAAUAAAGGUGAGGGAAAUGAGACUGGAGAAAAAACUCAUAAAUGUAGUAAGUGUGGAAAAGCCUUUGGCUAUAGUGCCUCACUCACGAAACAUCGGAGAAUUCACACUGGAGAAAAGCCCUAUAUGUGUAAUGAGUGUGGAAAAGCUUUUAGUGAUAGUUCAUCGCUCACACCACAUCAUAGAACUCAUAGUGGAGAGAAACCCUUCAAAUGUGAUGAUUGUGGGAAAGAGUUUACCCUAAGUGCUCACCUCAUUAAACAUCAAAGAAUUCAUACUGGAGAAAAACCUUAUAAAUGUAAAGACUGUGGGAGACCCUUCAGUGACAGUUCAUCUCUUAUUCAACAUCAGCGAAUUCAUACUGGAGAAAAACCCUAUACGUGUAGCAAUUGUGGAAAAUCCUUCAGUCAUAGCUCAUCCCUUUCCAAACAUCAGAGAAUUCAUACUGGAGAGAAACCCUAUAAAUGUGGUGAAUGUGGGAAAGCCUUUAGACAGAAUUCAUGCCUUACCCGGCAUCAGAGAAUUCACACCGGAGAAAAACCAUAUUUGUGUAAUGAUUGUGGAAUGACUUUUAGCCAUUUUACAUCUGUCAUUUAUCAUCAAAGACUUCAUUCAGGAGAAAAACCGUACAAAUGUAACCAAUGUGAGAAAGCCUUCCCAACCCAUUCACUCCUUAGUCGUCAUCAGAGAAUUCAUACUGGCGUAAAACCUUACAAAUGUAAAGAAUGUGGGAAGAACUUCAGUCAGAGUUCAUCUCUUAAUGAACACCACCGAAUUCAUACAGGAGAGAAACCCUAUGAAUGUAACUAUUGUGGCGCAACCUUUAGUCGAAGCUCAAUCCUUGUAGAACACCUAAAAAUUCAUACUGGAAGGAGAGAAUAUGAAUGUAAUGAAUGUGAGAAGACAUUUAAAAGUAAUUCAGGCCUCAUUAGACAUCGGGGAUUUCAUUCUUCAGAGUAAUCCUGGAAUUAACAGUAAGGUGGGGGGAUUUAGUUCAGAUUAUCAGUUACUGAAGCCCUGGGAUGUAAACUAUUACAAAAUUGAUCAGUAGCUGCAACUUUCAUAAAAUGGCAGCUAGGAAAAAUUCUUCUCCCUGUUCAUCCCUCUUUUCAAGGAUGGCAAGCUGGUAAACAGUUCUUAGUUGAUAAAGUCACUGGAAAGUGAAGAAUGAGAAAUGAUUCUGAGGCCAAACUUGAAUUGGAAGUAUUCUUUUCUUCAGGGAAUUUCCCUCUGAUUUCUUCCACUACCAUGUAGUGUGAUGGAAAGAGAACUUGACUGCAGUCAGAUAACUUGGAUUUUGUCCCAGUUUGCCAACCAACUUGCUGUAUAUACCUUGGACAAGUAAUUUGACCUUUCAGUUUCUUUACCAGCAGAAUGAAGUGAUGAAACUAAUGAUUUCUGCCUUUUUUAAUUUUUUUUUUUUUUUUGUAUUCCUGAUUAUCCCUGAAGCUGUGGACAUGUUAUUUUUUUGAUUUGUCAUUAUUUUCAAGUUCUGUAGUGGAAAAUACUCCUAUUUAGGAUGCUGGACGACUAUUUGUUUUUCUGUUUUUCUUUUUUGGGAUCGAGGCUCACUGUGUUGUCCAGGCUGGUCUUGAACUCCAGGGCUCAAGUGAUCCAUCCAUCUGAGUUUCCUGAAUAGCUGGCAUUACGGGUACACUCCACCAAGCCUGGUUCCCAGGAUGCUGGACUUCUAGCUUAAUGAGAAUGCAG